GUGCCGGCAGUAACAGCUCCGCGGCGCAACUCAACUAAACUCACUAUACUCUACAAUUCCGUUCCAGUUUAAUACGCGUACUGUCAACGCACACGUUAUAAUUUUUACUACACACAUUUCUAUUCUUUUAUUUAAUUCUAAAAGUGACACCAAGUUAAAUUUGGACAUUGAGUGAAUUGCGUGUUUGGUUUUGUGCAGAAAAAAAGGAAACAAUCAACAAUGUCACGCGAAAUAAAAGAUGCGUCUGAAGACGUCCAUGGACGGACCACUCUCGGUUCGCAAUGGUAACCACAACGUCCUGAAUUCCCCAAAACGUCUGAAUACGAUACAAAACAGUAACGUGACGACUAAUAACUACACGAGUAUCAACCAUACGGAAAAUCUGAUCGACAACGAUACUAAUACCAUCACCGCCGUCCUCGAUGAGCAGACAAACGCACACAACAACAUCAACAGCGGCGUUGUCGACGUGCAAUGGUGCAACGGCGAGUUGACGAAGUCACAGCAGCCAUUGUUACAGCACCGUCCGCUCAACAUCAACAACGGCACGCUGGCUGUUUCGUUGAGGUGCAAGCCGGCGGAGACACCGGCAUCCUCGCCGGACGAUAGCCUCCUGGACUACGAGGAGGCGCAAUCUUCAUCGUCCGCGGACGCAUCACCGCAGGACGAAGACCGCGCCUUUGACAUCUCCGACUCCGAGGACUCAGACGAUGGGAAUCUGCAUCUAGGACGCGGAAUCGUCAAUCCAAACUAUCCGGGCUUUCAACACCUCGCGCAUACGUUAGACAUAGAAUUAGAUCUUGAUUCCGAAGACGACUACGUCACCGAACAGAACGUGAAUAACAACAACAAUCAAAGCAUCACCAUUGACACUGUCAACGAUAAAAUCGAUAGUGUUAAUCGUCUGGAUAGUGUCGAGAAUAUCCAGAAAGUAUUCUACGAUAAACCAGUGUUUAACAUCUGUGAACAACCGCCAGCUACAGAAGAAAUCAAAGAAAGUUUAUCCUGCGGUAAUAUUGUUGGGAAUUUCGGCGAAGAAGUCGAGCGGGAAUUGGGAUUAAUUUACCAGGUGGAAUACGCUGUCGAACACCAACUUGAACAAGCCUGCGAAAAGCUUGCGGUUGUUGAUUUACAACCAGCCGCGACAAAAUACAACAUCGAGCCGAAUAUUGAACAACCUUUCGUUUUUCAAACAGCGGAAGUCAUAGAAAAACCCAUUCUACACGAAUCUGUAACAAUUGUGUCUGAGAAAAUGCAGUGCGAGAAAUUAUCAGACGCUUUUCUUUCCAAUGCGCAGGAUAAACUCCCCGAGUGUGAGUUACACAUCAAAAUGGAGGUUAUGUUGGACGAUUCGAAUCGGAAACAUGACGAAAUCAAAAUGGCGGAUAAGCUCGACGAGAUUGAAAAGUUCUGUAAGGAAGACCAGACUAAAGACGAGAAGGAAAAAGAUGAGGAUAGUGCAGUACCGCGUAAAAAGGAACGAACAGAGACCUAUGUCAAGAAGCGACGUGAUUAUAAUCAGCAGAUCGGCAGUUUGAUGAGCAUCCCACGACGGGAGCUCGUCGGAAGGGGUAGGGACAAUCUAAAUCGCAGGUCCUUGCCGCUAAGUGCCCGAGACAGGAAGAAAUCAUCACCGGAAAUGUUAGGUGGUUUUGAUGUGUACAACAUUGAGACAGCAAUGCCAAAAAUCGAUUUGGAAGUUAUAGAGACACAUCUUCGUGCUGCGCGUGAAGAAGAACGCAGGCGACGCACUGAUCGUGAAGAAAUACGAAGACGUCUUGCAAUGGGCAAUGAAGAAGAUUACUACAACGGAUGUGAUCGCCCGGGGAGGAAACCAAGCUUACAAGCACGACUUCAAAGUGGCAUGAAUCUACAGAUAUGUUUCAUGAACGAAACAGCGUCGGAUACGGAAAGCCCAAGUUCUGAUUCAGAAUGUACACUGGGUAAACCAAAACAAGCUAAGAUGGUAGUUCCAGAAGAGAAGGAAAAGUCUCUACCGCCUGUGAGACCUGCUACACUUUCGAUUGGUCUUCAACAGCCGCAAUCUUUACCCGCGAGUAUGACCGAUACGGAUUUCUUUGCGAAACAAGCGCGUUUACAGACAGAAGCGCGAAUGGCGCUCGCUCAAGCCAAAGAAAUGGCGCGGAUGCAGAUGGAGAUUGAACGACAGCGACAAAAGAAGAGCCCCAUCACGGAAAUGGUGCGACACAGUAUGGAAAAGGUCGGGAUUCCAUUUCCGGAAGAUCGUCGCCGAUUAUCGCGACAAAUUCUUACGGAGAUGAACGUGGCGCAGUUACAAGUGAUCGUUAAUGAUCUACACACACAAAUUGAGAUACUCAACGAGAGUCUGGUGAAGUUUUUGAUGGCGAGGGAUGAUUUACACAUGGAACAAGAUUCAAUGUUGGUGGAUAUUGAAGAUUUAACGCGUUUUCUUGCUGCAAAGGAGCAAAUAAUCAAGGAUCACACCCUCCCCUCGAAUAACAACGCAUCGCCACCAUCACCAGCUCCAUCAUCACCUAUGCACUUUACGCGAAUUAAAAAAUAAAGCAAAUGAAUAAAACUCGCUUCGCCAUUUGUACAGUGAAACCGUUAGUUUUUAGAUUUUAUGAUCAAUUGAUUGUUUGUUAGACUGAUUUACAUAUCAUUUACAUUAAUUUCGAAAAUGUAUCUCGAGAGUUAAAGAAACUAAUAGUAAAAAAGAUAGUGACUAGAAUAAUCCGAGUACUUUCAAGAUAAUUAUUUUACUAUUUAGCUUUAGAAUGAAAGUACGAUUAGAACAAUGUUUGGUUGCCAUAAACGUUUCUCCCCUUAACGAAAUGAAACUAACAAAAACUAUGUAAGAUGUUCAACACCAAUUUGUAAAAUAUUUCAUCGACAACUAUUACCAACAACUGCUUUGAAUGUAAACUGUAUAUAAAUAUCUGCUUUCAAGCGACAUUGCUGACAAGAAACAUAGAAUUUGAUAUAUUAUAAUAUCAGCACAUUAUACAUUCAUAUCGCAUUGCUGUUUUAAGAAUGAUACAACAUGUCAGUACGUAUUAACAAAAGAAAACUUCCUGUAUGAUUCCUAAUUAAAUUUAUAUAGUUAGUCAAAUA
Messenger RNA from Dalotia coriaria, 3096 nucleotides. RefSeq names its product Schwannomin interacting protein 1 (gene Schip1). The transcript has 5 exons. NCBI's taxonomy places the organism in Eukaryota, Metazoa, Arthropoda, Insecta, Coleoptera, Staphylinidae. Gene Ontology annotation, cellular component: plasma membrane; cell junction. The record is from RefSeq and is a predicted model, not a curated record. The coding region runs from base 239 to 2545 and encodes 768 amino acids. Gene Ontology annotation, biological process: positive regulation of hippo signaling.